CCCUCGUCUUGGGAGACAGUGAUACAAUAGUCAAUAUAAACAUUGGUAGCAACCGUUUUUGUGACAGUCUGGACCUCCACGGUCAUUUUGCAACAAAAAAAGGACAUUGUGCAUACAACAGGUGCUGUUUUCAUCAAGACUUUCAUUCAGGACGAUGUCGUCCGCUGAGUCAGGAACAGGUGUUCCUAAACUACAUCGCCUCUUCAUCAAGUUUGACCCAGAGGUUGUAGCGGUGGUGUCGAUACUCCUGGGUCUGUUCCAGGUGCUGUUGGCUGUGCCUGUGUACUACAUGGACGUUGGCUUACCCAAACUACAACUCAUGCUCCCUUUAUUUAUUGGCUUCCUGUUUGUGACGGCAGGAUCGUUCGCCAUCGCCUGUGAGAAGUCUCCCAGCAGAAAUCUGCUGAUGGGCUGUGCCUACACUAACGUGGCCAGCCUGGUGGCAGGCUUACUGGCUCUGUGUAUGUAUAGCGUCUCCCUACACUCCGUCCAGGGCUUUGCUGAACCCUGCACUCUGCCAAACAUAGACCUGUACACAGGGGCUGCACACAAGUGCCCAGGAGAGUACCUGGAGGGGUUCUUCAGAAGUGUCACAGUCCUGCUCAUCGUUUAUGACCUGGGGGCUCUUAUCCUCCACUCUCUCCUCUCCUUCUCCGCACUCAAGGGACUCAGAGUGGGACUGUGCCGAAUGAUCAAUUAAUCAAUUACUCAAACUGAUUAACUAAUGGAUUCUAGUUGAAAAACCUAUUUUAGAAAAAUAUUGUUUAAUAUCGGUGACCAAGUUUGUUCAUUUCAGGGGUUUGUUUGUUCCUUUCGAGCUUUACAAUUGUUUGAGAAACAUUUACAUUUUAGUCAUUUAGCAGAUGCUCUUAUCCAGAGUGACUUACAGUUAGUGAGUGCAUACAUUCUU
Molecule: messenger RNA, 910 nt
Organism: Coregonus clupeaformis (lake whitefish)
Lineage: Eukaryota; Metazoa; Chordata; Actinopteri; Salmoniformes; Salmonidae
Exons: 6
Coding region: 155-700 (181 amino acids)
Cellular component (GO): membrane
Source: RefSeq, a predicted model, not a curated record